AUGGCUGAAUCUCAACAAGAAGAUGAAACUUUCGUGAAUCAAACUUUGGUAUCUGAAACCGAAGAGGAGAGCGAAGAAUUUGAACAAGUAGAUAUCCAAGAAGCUUUCGAAAAACAGACAUCUGAAAAUGAAGAAGAUAGUGAUGAUUUCGAACGAUUGGAAUUGAUGUUUCAGAAUUUGAUGAUAGUUCAUCGUCCUUCACUAUCUAAUAAAUCAAUCCUUUCUAAGCGCACACCAAUAAUGUUAAACAUUCAUCCUACAACGUCUAUUGAACCUCUUGAAAAAGUAAAAAUAGAAGUUCCUAAAAUGGUCGAGCUAAGAAAAAGUCUUUCAGAGCAAGAAAAAGAAAAUGCAGAGCUUGAGGCAAAACUCAAGGCAACUGCAGAACGACGUAAAGAACUUGAGAAACAAUUAGAAAAAAAACUUGAAGCACAGGAGAGAGAGAAUGCAGAAAUUGAAGCGAAGCUUAAAGCGGCUACUGAACGACGAAAAGAACUUGAAAGAUUGAUAGAGGAAAAGCUUAGGGCUCGAGAUCAACAAGAAUUGGAAGAAGCAAAUGAAUCAAAAUAG
This is a messenger RNA of Dentiscutata erythropus, 570 nucleotides long. The record is from the annotation of a GenBank genome assembly. NCBI's taxonomy places the organism in Eukaryota, Fungi, Glomeromycota, Glomeromycetes, Diversisporales, Gigasporaceae.